Messenger RNA from Scomber japonicus (chub mackerel), 3616 nucleotides. RefSeq names its product probable transmembrane reductase CYB561D1 (gene cyb561d1). Gene Ontology annotation, cellular component: membrane. Gene Ontology annotation, biological process: respiratory electron transport chain. Gene Ontology annotation, molecular function: transmembrane monodehydroascorbate reductase activity. Bases 53 to 754 code for a protein of 233 amino acids. The transcript is spliced from 3 exons. The record is from RefSeq and is a predicted model, not a curated record. NCBI's taxonomy places the organism in Eukaryota, Metazoa, Chordata, Actinopteri, Scombriformes, Scombridae.
CUCCUUCAGUAGCAGGUGAGCAUGGAGCUCAUGCACAGCCCCGGCAGGUAGCAUGUGGGCGGACGUGGAGUACAGCCCGGUGGGAGAGGGGCUGGGGAUGCGGGACUUCUGGCUCUAUGUGUGGAUGAGGAGGGCGGCGGUGAUCGCGGCUCAUGUCACCGGCUUCGGCCUGACCCUCAUCAUCUCCCUGCUGUCAAGACCCGGAACCAGUCUGUUUUCCUGGCAUCCAUUGUGUAUGUCUGUUGCAUACUGCCUGUGUAUGACUGAAGGCAUCCUCCUCUUCUCAGCUGAAGGAUCCCCCUUCUGCUUUAAGUCUCGGAAAGGUAAAGUCCGUCUCCACUGGUUCUGCCAGGCUCUGGUCCUGAUAGCUGCAGCGACUGGGCUCGGCUUCAUGGUGGCCAGCAAGAACGUGUCAGAGCGCCCCCACCUGGUCAGCUGGCACAGCCUGCUGGGCAUCUGCACAUUGGCCGCCACAGUGCUCCAAGCGGCCUGCGGCUUCUGCGUCAUGUUCCCCAAGCUGCUGCGUCUGAACCGGCCCGUGCAGAGGCUGAAGCUGUACCAUGCUACCUGCGGCUUGGUGGUCUACCUGCUGGCCACAGUGACCAUCAUGUCGGCCAUGUUCUCAGACUGGUUCCAGGCCACCGUUAAAGGGGUGGCAUGGUGGGCUUUCCUCCUGCUGCCCCUCUUUCCCGCCCUGGUGGUGAUGAACCAGAUCACUAAUGGCUACCUGCCCCGCAAGAAGAUCACCAGCUAGUAGACAUAGAGGAUUAGACUGUAUUUACUCUGUGGCCACAUUGGAUUGAUGGUUUAAUCAGAGGCUCAGAGACUGGCUCAGAGAAUCAAAGGCUAAAGCAGCAUUUGAAGAUGAAAUAAUCAAAGCAAAGCGCUUCACACUCUAGUAGUCUCAUAGACAGAAGAAGAACAUGAAAACAAGCGUCUGUCUUCAACCACAUAUUUAUUAAGGGAAGGUUUGAAGCCUGGAACCUAAUUUUACAGCUUGUCCUCAUCUCUAAAAUCUUCAUUUAGAGACCCAACAUACAAAUCUCAAAACACAUUACAGCUGAUUUUGAUCAUUUGUGCCCACUAAUGAUCAAUUUGUAUUCUUGAAUUGAAAAUGCAAAAUGUCUUCAUAAGUACCUCAUUUUACCUCACUUGUUAUCACAUUGAGUCCACGUGAUAAAUAAUUGAAGUCAUUUGUGGAAUAAAUUAAUUUGAGGGUACAAAUUACACAUUUUUGGGCAGAAGUUAUUCAUUUGAGGAGUCAAACGACUAAGUUGUGUUCUUACCCGUCAUACCUUCUUUACAGCAUUUAUUGGCCAGUAGAAGAACUUCAACUAGAAACAUUUAGUGUCCUCAAGCUGCAACCACUGUUCAAAUGAAAACAAAAAGGGAUUCUCAAAGAAUCAGAUGACACUAUGCAUAAAAUGUGAAUUAUGAAGCGCAGAUGUGCACACAGACACAUGAGGUGUGGUCAUCAGUCUGAAAAAGUGCUGGAGGCAGAGCGGAGCUGGUCUACAUCUCUGCCUUUGCCUCUCCAGAGGAAUAUUUGCACUACAUAUGCAGUGAAAGGAAAAGAGACUCUUUCUGAAGGGAUAUAAAGCACCGACAGCUGUUUAGUUUAACACUGAGUGUGUUAGCAAGCAGCUCCUGCAAUGAAGGUGCAGUGGUAGAUUAUAUACCAGCCUGUAAACUCUAUUUAUUUAUUAAUUUGUGGUGUUUUUGUGCUGUCUGUCUCGGUUGCUUACAGGUGCUACAUGUAGUCUUUAGCAUUUAAAACUCCACAAAUAUACAACAUUUUGUUUCAUAUCAUUUUUUCACAUUACACAUAUUCAAUGGCAGAAUAUGUGUAAUGUGUAUAUAGACAUUUGCAGUGAUGACCCCAAAAAGAAUAACACAAACAGAGCACAAAGCAGAUGGACAGAGUUAGCUUGCUGGUCAAGACAGUGCUAGUCUCCCUGUCCGCUGGACACUGAGCAACAUUUAGCUAACAUGUUAGCUGUAACAGCUUUGUUAGGCCUUAAAGUUGUGUGGCCACCAAAAUCACUUCCUUGAGAACCACAAGAAUGGAUAUAACACUGGUUGAAAGCAAAUGACACUAUUGAGUAUUGGGAGUUACAUGGUACAAGUUUUAGUAGUUUGUGAUAAGGGCUCAUUUAUCAUUAAUGAAAGCAAUAAGGUAAUGUGUUAUUAGUGGAAUGGGCUCAUUUGAUUACACAAACUAUACACUAUUACACUAUACACAUUAUCAUGAGAAAGACUAUGCAAAGCUACAUGUAGCACCUUUGGUUCAUGAACUUUUAAAAACCCUUUUCAGUGUGUGUGUAUAUGUGACAUUCAGCAUUGUAUCUUUUAUGUGGUUAUCUGUUAGCUGUGCCCUGUGUGAUUUUUUAUUUUUGCCUUUGUGUUACUUCGUAAACCGAAGGCAAAGGUACAAGCUUUCCUCUAGCUAAGACGUCAUCAGUUAGUCCCUCCAGGAACCUAACUGACUUUGAUGAAUCCAAUCCCUUCAUUACAAGCUUAAAGCUUUGUCCUGUUCUCUCAAUACCUCUGAAAUAUAGUCAUGAGGAUAUUUUAAAACUGAAUCAAUCACUGCACUUUUCUAUCCAAUUUAAAACUGCCAAAGGGCAAAUGAAUCACAACUUGUUCUAAGCAAACCAGCGUCCUUAUGAAUGAGCAUCCGAAAUCAUCUUCCUAUGCAGAGAUUAAGAUCUUUCCUGUUUGUAACCAUGAAACUAAUCAUCUGAUGUACACAGAGCUUGUUGGGAGAGCUACAGCUUGGAAGCAAGUAUUGCCUGACAGGCUGAAUUCAGGGCAAAUAAAAGUCUGAAAAUGGCACAAACAAGUUGCUUUGCUUUGCAGUUAUGUAGAAAGCAGCUGUUAUUUGGGGUGCAGUAAUCAGGACAUUGUGGGAAACCCUGCUGGGACAGAUUCAUGUGGAAUAUUUUUAAUUCUGCUAGCAAACCCAAUGCACAAAGACCUAUUGGAUGUACUGUCUAAACUUCAUCUUAAUCACUACUAGGCAGCCCAUGCCAAUACAAAUCAGUAGUUUUCUUUUUGAUAUAAUACUAAGCUCAUUACAAAUCAUUGUGUGGUUUUCAAAUGGCAGACAUAUCUUGGUUCUCCUAAAGGACUCAUCAAUGUAGAAUACACUGAAUAAUGGGAACCUGGAAGAAUAUCAGGCAAUAAUAGAUAAUUUCCAAGAUAUUUCUUCAGCUUGGACGUUUUAACUCUUCCUUCAGCUUUUCUUUUUGUUUUAAAUCUGGAUGCAAUGAAUGUACGCUAUUGGGAAUUCUUUUUUAAAAAUAUAUAUCUUAUUUUAAAGUCAAAUUAUUAAUUCCAGAAACUGUGAAUCUUCUAAUUUCACCAUUUUAAAACCUGUGUAGUCUUUGCCUUAGAAUGUAUUCUUCCCUUCAUUAAAUUACGUUCUGCUGAGCACAACUCGCUUAUAAAUAAAUGUAUUGUUUGUUCUGUUUACUACUCAGGACUUUGCUGUAUGAGCCUGUACAGUGUUUGUGGGCUGAUCAGAGUGGAGGUUGUGAGGUUUGUACUGAUCCCAUUCUCGUUGGCAGAUUGCUGCCUGUGAACCUUCUGUAAUAAACAAAUACAUACAUUUGAA